This is a messenger RNA of Epinephelus fuscoguttatus (brown-marbled grouper), 2458 nucleotides long. Its product is annotated as CCR4-NOT transcription complex subunit 9-like. The transcript has 8 exons. Lineage: Eukaryota; Metazoa; Chordata; Actinopteri; Perciformes; Serranidae. Bases 336 to 1235 code for a protein of 299 amino acids. The record is from RefSeq and is a predicted model, not a curated record. Gene Ontology annotation, biological process: mRNA catabolic process; negative regulation of translation. Gene Ontology annotation, cellular component: P-body; CCR4-NOT core complex; CCR4-NOT complex.
UUGCCUCCGUUGCUAACAAAACCUAGCCUCUGGGUUAUAUUCUCUAAAUUGCAUUUAGUUUUGAGCUCUCGAGGCUGUUUUCGGUACAGAUAAACAAUGACUUUUUGUUAGCCUGUUAUCUCAAUGAAGUUAUGUUGCUUGUAAUGUCGAUGUUUGUGUGUACUGGAUUCCAUUCAUCAAGACAUUUAACGCUAGCAGCUAGCUUAGGUUAGCUGCCCGUCCUGCGUGUUACGCCAAGUUUGUUUGAUUGUAGCCACAUUAGUUUGCAACUACACAACACUUUAGCUGAUACAGCAGUUUUAUCAACUCAUUGGGACCGUAAAGAGCUUCAGAGAAUGCUGGCGACGGGAGCAGCUGUAACGAACGUCACAGCCCUGGCCCAGGUAGACAGAGAGAAGAUCUAUCAGUGGAUCAAUGAGCUGUCCAGCCCAGAGACCAGAGAAAAUGCCUUGCUGGAGCUGAGCAAGAAACGCGAGUCUGUGCCAGACCUGGCGCCAAUGCUUUGGCACUCCUGUGGCACUAUUGCUGCCCUGUUACAGGAAAUAGUGAACAUCUAUCCAUCUAUAAACCCACCUACACUUACAGCUCACCAGUCUAACAGAGUGUGCAAUGCUCUGGCACUUCUGCAGUGUGUUGCCUCGCACCCAGAGACACGAUCUGCUUUUCUUGCUGCCCACAUCCCUCUUUUCCUUUACCCUUUUCUGCACACUGUGAGUAAAACACGUCCAUUUGAGUACCUGCGACUUACCAGCCUCGGAGUCAUAGGCGCCUUGGUCAAAACAGAUGAACAAGAAGUGAUUAACUUUCUCCUCACCACGGAAAUCAUCCCGCUGUGUCUCCGCAUCAUGGAAUCGGGGAGUGAACUCUCCAAGACGGUUGCUACUUUCAUACUGCAGAAGAUCUUGUUGGAUGACACAGGACUGGCCUAUAUAUGUCAGACGUAUGAACGUUUCUCCCACGUGGCCAUGAUCCUUGGCAAAAUGGUGCUCCAGCUCUCAAAAGAACCAUCGGCUCGCCUGCUGAAGCAUGUUGUCCGCUGCUACCUUCGCCUCUCUGACAAUCUCAGAGCCAGAGAAGCGCUGCGCCAGUGUCUGCCAGACCAGCUGAAAGACAGCACCUUUGCCCAGGUGCUGAAGGACGACACCACCACAAAGCGCUGGCUGGCACAGCUGGUCAAGAACCUGCAGGAGGGCCAAGUCACAGACGCUAGAGGCAUUCCACUGGCUCCACAGUGAUGGGGAUUAAGUGUGUGGUUACAGAAGGACUCUCAUCUCCGCAUAAAUUUUGUAUUUUGCCAAAUGUGGUGCUAAGACUGCAAAGUGAAUGACAUAAUAAAGGAAGUUUUUUUUUUUGCUUUUUGAUAGAUAGUUUUCACCAGUUUCUCUGCCAGUAUGUCACUUCUACAUGAGGUCACUAUAACAACUGAAAAUCUGUUUUUUUAAGAGCCAGACUGACUAAAGCCGAAAUUGAUAUGUGAGAAUAAUUAAUUAUAAUAAGUAUAAAAAUAAGUAAAUAAGUAUAUUGGCUGGUAUUUGUUUGUGAUGUAAAUGUUUUUGGCAAGAUCUCAAACUUGACUUAUAAAGAGAUGGUGGGAUGUUUUACAGUUAGAAAAUAAUAACAGUCAUUUUUAACAGGUUACUUCACUGAAAACUGUAAAUAACUAUAACAGAAAAAUACAAUAAACAUGACAUGAGGAAAAAUGGCCAAAUGUACAUUAAAAUGCAGCUUGUGAAACAUGUAUUGCUGCAGUUACCCGCACUGCAAUUUCUGUCAACAUAUUGAUACUAAUAGAUCAAUGAUAAGCCAGCAUCGGAUGUUGAACAUCAGCUCCUUCAAAGUAUCGGCCAGCCCUUUUCGCAUUCACUGUAACAUUCUGUAUCAUUCCCCUUCAAUGUAGGAACUGUUAUUUUUUUGCUUCUUGCAUUUCAAAUAAGACUUUAAUCUUCUAUAUGAGUGGUUGUUUCUCUUUUUUUGGCUAAUCCUCUGUGCACUGAUAUUACAGUAUAGUAUAGUUCAGUAAAACAGUGGAUGAACAUCUUUAUAGUUUUAUGUGUUUAUUGGCUUUGUAUUCAAUUCCCAUUAAUUUCUGUCUAGAGUGAAAUCUCAAAAACUGCUGUUCAUGACAGUUCAUAAAUAUUGUGUUUUCCACCCAUUCUAGUAUUAAUAGUCCCUCAGACAUGUGGUAAGAGGAACUGCUUUCAGUCUUUGUCAUUGAAAAGACAGUGACUUAAAGGGACUUAAUUUUUUGUGAAAAUGAAAAUGGACAGUUUUAGUUUGGACGCCUGUUUCCAAGUGGUGUUAUUGGCGCCACUGUCCAAAGACAUUUGGUUUGCUUUCCGUUUUUCUCAGAGUCUAGCAACGGGACUCUUUUUCUUUUGGAAGGCAGAGUUUCCACAGCUGGUUGGCCCACCGUCUGCCAUGUUUGCUACUGGAAUGAUUGAGUCACAUCUUCAUGUAC